CGUUGAAAUCGAUGAUGAUUAUGAUCAUGAUGAUGUUUGUGAUUUAAAUAAAUUUAGUGAUAAUAACAAUGGUGACGGAAAAUAUCUCAAAGUAAUGAAUUCAUUCUGUAAUAAUAAUAAUAAUAAUGAUAUUUCAAAACAAAAAAGACAACAAAAUUUACACAAUUCUUCUAGUCAUCAACAAAGUGAUGAUGAAACUAAUAGAAAAUUAAAUAAAUUAUCUCAAUCACCAUCUUCACAGUCAUCAUUAACAUCAAAUGGACAUGGAAUAUUAUCAUCAUCAACUGAAUUGUCUAUUGUUGAUUUAAUGAAUGAAAAAAAUGUAUUAAAUAAUAAUCAGAAUUCAUUAAAUGGUCAUAAUUAUUACUCAUCACCAUCACCAUCAUCACCACGAUCACAAUCAUCAUCACCAUACUGUGAUUCAUAUGAUCCUUUAUCAAUGAAAUCGAAACAUCAAACAUCUCAUCAUCAUCAUCAUCAUCAUCAUUUAAUUCAUGAUAAUAAUGGUCUGACCAAUACGAAUAAACUAGCGCCAUCUUCACCGUCUUCAGUGAAUAAAACAUCUUUAAUUGAUUCAAAUGGUUCAUCAUCAUCAUCAUCAUCUUUAACGACAACACCAACGGCAUCAGCUGCCGCUGCUGCUGCAGCAUAUCAUUUUUCCAAUAUGUUUCGUAAACCAAAACGUAUACGUACCGCAUUUUCACCUGGACAAUUAUUACGUUUAGAGGAGAUAUUUGAAAAAAAUCGUUAUGUUGUUGGAUGUGAACGUAAACAACUUGCACGUGAUCUCAAUCUUUCUGAAACACAAAUAAAAGUUUGGUUCCAGAAUCGUCGUACAAAACAUAAACGUGAAAAACAUAUUGUCAAUAGUAAUAAUGUUGUAAAUAUAAAUCAUGGUAAUGGGAAUCAUCAUCAUCAUCAUCAUCAAACACAUGGUCUAUUUUCAUCAUCACCGUCAUCAUCAUUCCGGCAUCAUCAUCAUCAUCAAAUUCAUCCACAUUUGACCAAUGAUGAAUUAUUGGCAACAAAAAAAUUAUUCAUCGGAUCAACUUCAACAUCAUUAUCAUCGCCAUCAUUUCGAUCAUCAUCAUCAUCUUCAUCGUCAUCUUCAUCAUCAUCAGUUAAUUCAUUUGUAUCAAAUCUAAUAUCACAAUCAUCAUCACCAACAAUCAUAUCAAACAACAACAACAACAACAACAAAAAUAAUAGAAAUGUUUUCAAUAAUUACAAAAAUUCAUCAUCGAAUACAUCACCUGAGCAGCAACGAAGUACAUUAUUGGCUAAAUGAGAAUAAUUCCCCCAUCUAUCUAAUUCAUUUUGUUAAAUUAUUUAUCGCGUGUUUCAAUUAUUUUUUUUAUUGAUUUUUGCGA
Molecule: messenger RNA, 1370 nt
Organism: Dermatophagoides farinae (American house dust mite)
Lineage: Eukaryota; Metazoa; Arthropoda; Arachnida; Sarcoptiformes; Pyroglyphidae
Biological process (GO): regulation of transcription by RNA polymerase II
Cellular component (GO): nucleus
Molecular function (GO): RNA polymerase II cis-regulatory region sequence-specific DNA binding; DNA-binding transcription factor activity, RNA polymerase II-specific
Source: RefSeq, a predicted model, not a curated record